Messenger RNA from Anas platyrhynchos (mallard), 8212 nucleotides. NCBI's taxonomy places the organism in Eukaryota, Metazoa, Chordata, Aves, Anseriformes, Anatidae. The record is from RefSeq and is a predicted model, not a curated record.
AGAAGGAAGGAAGUAUGCAUGCAGAAGAAAGCAUGCAAGCAAGAAGCAAGCAGGAAAGCAAGCAAGAGAGAGAAUGGAGGAGAAGCAAAGGAGGAGAGAGACAGAAAAGGAAGCAAGCAAGGGCUGGAAGCCAGUCAGUGUGCGGGGAGCUGUCUCGGGCUGUGCUGGGGUGGGUGUCGGCGCCGUGUCCGUGGUGUGUCCCGCGAGUGGCGGGGCUGUCCUGUCCCGCGCGGCGGUGUCGGUGUCGCUGUCGUGCUGUCGGCGGCGGGCGCGAGUGAGGCGUCGGAGCACACGGUGUCGCUGCAGGCUCAGGAACGGCGCGGGAGCGGCGGGAGGGCGGCUCCGCCCCGGGGCGGCGGGAAGGGCGGCUGUGCGCGCGGGGGGAGCGGCGCGGGGCGGGCAGGAGAGCGGCGGCGGCGGCGUUGGGAGCCGUGCGGGGCGCGGGCGGCGGCGGCGGCCAUGGUGGUGUGCGUGCGGGCCGUGGUGCGGGUGCUGGUGCUGCAGGCGGCCUGGGCGCUGGGCGGCGGGCAGGUGCGCUACUCGGUGCCGGAGGAAGCCAAGGGCGGCACGGUGGUGGGGCGGCUGGCGCAGGACCUGGGCCUGGAGGCGGGCGAGGCGGAGGCGCGGCGGCUGCGGCUGGUGGCGCAGGGCCGGCGGGCGAGCGUGGAGGUGAGCGGGGCGAGCGGGGCGCUGGUGGUGAGCUCGCGGCUGGACCGGGAGGAGCUGUGCGGGAAGAGCGCGCCCUGCGCCCUGCGCCUGGAGGUGCUGCUGGAGCGGCCGCUGCGCGUCUUCCACGUGGAGGUGGAGGUCACCGACAUCAACGACAAUGCGCCGCUCUUCCCCGCCGCUCUGGUAAACCUCAGUUUAUCGGAAAACUCGCCUCCCGGUUCCCGCUUCCCGCUGGAGGGCGCGUCGGAUGCGGAUAUCGGAGCCAACGCGCAGCUCUCCUAUACCAUCAGCCCCAGCGAGCACUUCGCUCUGGACGUGAAAUCUUCAGAUGAAAAUAUGAAGUCGCUGUUCUUGGUGCUGACGAAAGGUCUGGACCGCGAAUCGAUGCCCGAGCACCGUCUGGUGCUGACGGCGACUGAUGGGGGCCGGCCGGCACUGACAGGCACGGUGGAGCUGUUGGUGUCGGUGCUGGAUGCGAACGACAACGAGCCCCAGUUCAACCAGUCGGUGUAUAAAGUGCGGCUGCUGGAGAACGCGACAGAGGGAACGUUGGUGGCUCAAGUAGGAGCCACCGACCCGGACGAGGGAAUUAAUCAGGAAUUUUCUUUCAGCAUCGUCAGUUUAGUUCCUGCUACCAAGAGAGAUAUCUUUAGCAUUGAUGCACAAACGGGGGAGAUCCGUCUGCGAGGCCCCCUGGACUUUGAAGAAGUGCGGUUAUAUGAGUUGCAAAUCGCGGCGAGAGACAUGGGAGUUCCGCCUUUAUCAGGGCACUGCAGCGUGAUGCUAGAGGUGCUGGACGUGAACGACAACGCGCCCGAGGUGCGGGUGACGUCGCUGUCGGUGCCGGUGCCCGAGGACGCGUCGGUGGGGACGGUGGUGGCGCUGCUGAGCGUGUCGGACCGGGACUCGGGGACGAACGGGCGGGUGCGCUGCGCGGUGUGGCCGCCGGCGCCGUUCGGGCUGGUGGCGACGUUCGCGGGCUCGUACUCGCUGGUGCUGCGGGAGGCGCUGGACCGGGAGCGGGUGUCGGAGUACGAGGUGGAGGUGCGGGCGGAGGACGGCGGGGCGCCGCCGCUGCGCGCCAGCCGCGGGCUGCGGGUGCCGGUGUCGGACGUGAACGACAACGCGCCGGCGUUCGCGCAGGCCGUGUACACGGUGCUGGCGCGGGAGAACAACGCGGCGGGCGCGGAGCUGGCGCGGCUGUGGGCGCGGGACCCGGACGAGGCGGGCAACGGGCGCGUGAGCUACUCGGUGGCGGAGGGCGGCGGGGGCGCGGGGUCGGGCGCGGGGUCGGGGUCGGGGUGGCGUCCGGCGUCGAGCUACGUGUCGGUGGACGCGGAGAGCGGGCGUCUGUGGGCGCUGCGGCCCCUGGACUACGAGGAGCUGCAGGUGCUGCAGUUCGAGGUGCGUGCGGUGGACGCGGGCGAGCCGCCGCUGUGCGGCAACGCCACGGUGCAGCUGUUCGUGGUGGACGAGAACGACAACGCGCCGGCGCUGCUGCCGCCUGCCGGCGGCGGGCCGGAGCCCUGGGCUGCGGGCGAGGCGUCGGCGUCGGCGUCGGCGCCGGGGUCGCUGUGGGCGUGGGCGGCGUGGGGGGCGCCGGCGGGGCAGGUGGUGGCGAAGAUCCGCGCGGUGGACGCGGACUCGGGCUACAACGCGUGGCUGCGCUACGAGCUGUGGGAGCCGCGGGGCAAGGGCCCGUUCCGCGUGGGGCUGUACAGCGGCGAGGUGAGCACGGCGCGGGCGCUGGAGGAGGCGGACGGCCCGCGGCAGAGGCUGCUGAUCGUGGUGCGGGACCACGGGGAGCCGUCGCGCUCGGCCACGGCCACGCUGAGCGUGUCGCUGGUGGAGGGCGCCGAGGCGGCGCUGUCGGCGGCGGCGGCGGCGGCGGGGGCGUCGUCGUCGGGGGCGGGUGUGCGGCCGGCGGCGGGCGCGGAGGGCGGCGCGGCGGCGGCGACGAACGUGUGGCUGGUGGUGGCCAUCUGCGCGGUGUCGAGCCUGUUCCUGCUGGCGGUGGUGCUGUACGGGGCGUCGCGCUGGGCGCCGCGGGCGGCCGUGCUGGCGGGGCCCGGGCCGGCCACGCUGGUGUGCGCCAGCGAGGUGGGCAGCUGGUCGUACUCGCAGCGCCAGAGCCGGAGCCUGUGCGUGGCGGACGGCGCGGGCAAGAGCGACCUGAUGGUUUUCAGCCCCAACUGCCCGCCGCCGCCCGGCCCCGCGGCAGAAAACGCUUCUGCCGAGAAGGGACCUUCGCUCUCCCCAUACUCUUCGGGCACGGUAGGUUGCCCCUUGUUUUUUUUAUUUUUUUUCUUUACCAGUUCUUGUGUUUUGUUUUCCCAUGAUAUUUCAUGGCACGUAGGUCAUUGAAACGAUGUGCUUGUGGAAGUAAUUUUAUAAGGAUUUUCAUCAAAACAUGGUCUCUGCCAAUCCUGUUGGUUCCUGGUGUGUAACAUUUCUGAAUGUUACUGUUUCUGAAGAAGGACAGCAGUCCAGGAAGAGUUGGUCUGGUUGUGACUGUGCAGCAGGCACUAUUGAAAGCCCUUUAAGUAGCUGACUGCUGGGCCUACUGUUGUUACGUUGUUUUCUUCAGGGCCAUUCAGGAAACACCUUGUGUAGCUGGAAAAGCAGAACAGUCUUGGCCUCAUGUUUUCGGAUAAGUGAUGCUGUGAAGUCCUGUAUCCGUGCAGGAUGCUGCAAAGCUAUUGUACCAUCUGACACUGAUGCCAUGAUGUUUGUGUCUCACUCCUUCAUCAACAGGGUUGUCAUCCCUCAGAAAGAAGUCAAUACCCAUUGAUGUUAGCUGUCAUUAUAUCUCUGUUUGAAAGAGGCACACUGGCCAGUUUGGUGUUCUUCCAGUGAAUCUGCAAGAUGGUCCCUGUGCAUAUGGGACCAUUGGCAGGGUUUUGCAGGUUUCAGAUCUGUCAUUGCUGGGAAGGGUGUGUGAAAGUUGGAGUGAGCAUUGUGUUGGGAAGGGAAAGUGUGUCACCUGGCGGAGGUGAAUGUGGCAGUGGCACUGAAUGGGACCUGGUCUUAUUCUGAAGUGAACCGUGACCAUUGGGGGGAAGUCCCACUGCCUAAGGAAAAGGAAAUCAAUAGUUUGCAUUGCAUGCCUUACGAGUAGAAGAAGAGGUGUCUACUUGUGUUGAAAACACACAUUCGAGAAUGGGGGAUCAAGGGUGCCUAAAGUGAAUGUUGAGGCAAAGUGGUCUCAGAGUGUUCCUGGGUAGGGCCAUUUGCCAGGCUCCAAGAGACACGAUUUGAAGGUCUUGCAUAUGUUGAGAAUUGUAUGUGGUAUUGAAAUGUCCAGAAUAUCAUUUGAGGUAUAUUCCUUGUGAGAAUUUUCACUGCAUCAAUUUUGAAUCCCUCUCUCUCCUCUGGGUUGUGUUGAGCAAGAUGGUAAAAAAUCACUCAUUGCAGAGAAGUGGACUAGGAAGUGGAGUGGGUGAUUUCCCUGGAAAAAGGGAUUUGUCAUCAUUGGAUGGAGGGCUGAAGUUGAGUUAGAUGAUGUUGCAGAGGGCCUUGUCUUGUGCAAUUGAAAAUAUAUCAGAGGAAGUGAGUUUGACUCCUUCCCUUUCCUGCUGUUGCUUAGCUUCUGUGUAGAGCUGCAGUUGCUCGGGAUCACUAUGCCUCUGUUCUCAGCAAGGCAUGCCGGUUUCCCCUGUCUUUUCCCAUGCUCCUUGAAGAUAGAUAAACUUUUCCACUCUGUUUACUGCCAGAAAGUCAUUGUUAAAGUGGAAGAUGCAGCAAAAAUCAUAUAAUAUUUAUCCCAUUUUGAGCAUGCUAUUUGUGUAGUUUGCAAUAGAGAGGUAGAAGAGCAGAGCAGGAGGACAGGGCAAUAAACAGAGCAACAGAGAACUGUUUUUUUGCAUCCGGCAAAGUGUUUUGUUUGAGGACAGCUUUAGAGGAUCUGACUGUGCCAGUUAUAUGCAUUCUGUGGUGACCGGCCUGUCCUGUGUCCUGGGAGUGCUGGUAAAUGUGAUAGGAUGUUUUCCUUGUGCCCAGCUCAUGCUCAUUGCAGCUGGGUGCAGUUGGUGGGUUGUCUGAUGCUCAUGAGACAGCGGUGUUGGAGUCUUCCUACUUUUCACACAAGUCUUGUAAUGGAAUGGGAGAUGGGAGAACGCUUUUGGUGUUCUACUCAUUCUACUUCCACUGCAUUGCUGUUCCUUUUUAUGGAAUUGUUGUGUGUAGUCCCCUUACGAUGUUUUUUUUUUAACUGUUGCAAAUAUGUUGAUCCCAUCAGUUCCUGGUUUGGAACUUCUUAUGGAGGCUAGCUGUUCAGUGUUUGAUAUUUAUUUAUUUAUUUAUUUUCUGAUAGAAUAAAAACAUUGCCGAUCAUGCUUAGUGCUUUCUCAACAUGGGCUCCCGAAAUCCUGUUUCUUACUGGUGUGCAGCAUUUCCACCUGAGAUUGCUGAAGCAGUGGAUGAUAUGAAAAGUAGAGGUGGUCCUGUAGGCAUUAUUCUUUCUCAUUCAGUUCAUACUUGAAACCUUUUGACUUAAAAUGAUUUUAAUGUUUGUUUGUUUGUUAUUUGGUGGGUGGGGUGGUAAUUCCCUAAUGAUGUUUUUUGAAGCUUUCUAUCUGUGCUGGCGUGAAUCUAAGAGCUCCUCAGCUCCUGGUUUGGAAAUACUCUCCUGGAGAUCUGAUUUCCCAGGGUGCAGGACAGAAUAUGCCAUUAGACGACAUGGAGAAGAGCACAUGGCACACUGUGCUCCUCAGCAAGGCACCUCUCCGAAUUCCCAGAAAUUCAUCUGUGAUCUCUUUCUGAGGAUGAGAGGCAGCAUGUUAUUCAUGCUGCCACACAACUGACUUGGUCUUGUGUGUUUGGAGGCUUUGCCUGAUGUUUUCUCUGAGGAUCCCCUUCUUGCAUAUGGAUGAAGCUCGAGUAAGCUGAGAGCAUGUCAGUGUGGUUUAUGUAGGAUGGGACCUGGGGGGUCUCAAAGGAAGCAAAUGGGGAUGUCAAGGCCAUGUGUGAAGAAUGAUGAGCUUCCUGAGGGCCCUGUGCAGUCAAGUUCUGCAUGUCCUCACUCCCCGUUGUUCUUGUGGCAUUCCUGCUUGUGAAGACAUCUGCCAUAGGUGCCUUUAACCAUGUCUGCCCGAAUGUGGAGUAUUGUUGCUCAGGCAGGAGCUUUUCCCACUACUGACAAUUCUUCUCGAGUUGUCGGAAGUUCCCCAAGAUAUUCCCUCUGCUCGUAUUUUUGGGAGGGACAGGAAGAAGUGCUGUUUGUAUUCUCAGUGUUGUCCAGACCUUGUGGUCCAAUGAAGUGGGAUGGGAUCCUUUGGUUUUCUUCUCUCCUGUAACGAAAAUGUCCCACUCACCACUCUGCUGUUUUUCUUCUCUCAUAUUGGAAAUCUGUUGGUAAUAGUGGAUGAGAUGUAGUCUGCUGAGUUGAGGCUGCUGCCAGAGAAGAGACACUUGGACAGUUGGCUGUGAGUGUGGGUGCUGGCUUCUGCACUGUUGAGAGUGGAGGUUGUCGUUGAGAGAAUGUCAUUGGCUUUCAGGUCUGCCUCUUGCUUCCCAUGUGAUAGGAUCUUAAGGCACGUCAUGUUGAAGAUGGCACAUGGAUGUCCGUGGUUUCCUUGCUGAGAGCGGGAAUGACACUGCAGUUAGAUGAGGCUGGUGAGGGCCUCAUCCUGUGAAGGUCUGUCUGCCUCCAAGGAAGGCAUUUUGGGUCAAUUCCUGGCCUGAUGUUCCAGGGCCUCCCCAGUCUCUACAUAGAGUUUUGUUUUUGUAUGCCCACUUGGUUUUCCUUCAUCUCACUGUUCUGUACCAUAGGCCUGGUUUUUCAGCAGUCUGUCAGAUGGCCUUUGACUCCUGUGUUCCUGAGCAUGAGGAGUGGCUGCUCCAGCAGAAGCUGUGUAAAUGUCCAUCAGGCCAGCUUUCACCAUUUUCAUCAGAGAUUGCUGAGCCAGUGCAAAGGCUUGAGAUUGCCGUUUGCGCAGGGUGGAAGAUCCUGGCAGUGGUGAGAGAAGGUGAGGCUGUGCAGAAGGUGAUGCUCAGAGGUGGGUUUGGAGCUGUACUGUGUCUGUGGGCUGGAGCAUCGUCCAGGUGUUGUGGCAGAGAUUUUGUGAACUCCUUUUUGAGAAGGAGUGAUCAUUUGGCAAUGGGCAGGAUGGUGUUGAGUAGGAAAAUAAGCGUGUUUGUGGGAAAUGGUGAUGCUGGAUGGAAGCUGCAGUGUGGCCUUUGCCAAGAAGUGGGGAGGAGUGGAAGAAGUGCUCUCCAUGUUUAUGCUGUUGGCAAAUCUUGUGUUUCAAUUAGCUUGAAUGGGAUACUUUUUAAUUUAUUUAUUUAUUUAUUUAUUUAUUUGCUUAUUUAUUUAUUUUUACUCUCCUGUAUGAUGGUUUCCUGUGUGACAGCCAUGUGUCAGGGAGGUACAUCACAGUUUCCCACAACUGGGGAGCUUUUGCUAAGCUUGAUGAUUUCUCUUGAGUCUAGCUUCCCUAGAAAUCACUGAAGAUUUGAAAUGAAAAUUUCUCUUUGAAACCAAUUAUCCAUCCAUGAAUCUGUUACUUUUUCUGAGCAUGCAAUCGCAUGCAACUGCUGAUGGUGCUGGUAAGUUGUUCAUAUGCAAAAAUUAUGUUUGGGAGACAGACAGGUGUCUAUUUUUUUGCAGUUUAGUUGUGUUCCCUUUAUGUUGGAUGGACUGAACAUUGCCUGGGGAAUGCCUGUAGGUUUGGAGCCUUGUGGUGUGCAUGUUGGUACCAAUGGGUUUCUCCCACUGGGAAGGAUCCCUUCCCAUGGUGUCUGUGUGGAGUGAGAAAUAGAGGAAAUUUCUAAGGAGACGUGAUGGGGUGGGUGUAUUCGUUGUGCACUUGACUUCCCCUCAGUCUUUGUACUUGCAUAGUUGGCCCCAGUGGAGAUGGUGCAUCUCUUGUAAUACGUCUCAUUCCAAAAAGUGAACAUGUGUAGGGGAGCAAUUUGUGGUGUCGAAUGAUUUCAUAGGUGUCCCACAUCUGAAGUAAAGUUUUUCCAUCCAGCUUCCCGGGGAAUCUGGAAUAACGUUUGAUGAAAUUGUUGUUUAUAAGCAAUUCUCCUGUCAUGGAAGAUCUUUUCCUAAAUAAAGGUAAGUGGCUCCUGCCCAAAUAAGAUGUGUUCAAGAAAGCAAUGCACAAUUUUUGCUAUUUAACUGCAAUAUGUUCAUGUUGGGUGGAUGGAACAUAUCCUGGGUAAUGGCUGUAGUUUUAGAGCAGCAGAGCCCUGCUGCCUGAUCUUGUUCCUUUCCUGUUGCUUCCCAUCACAGCGUGAGCAGGUGGCAGGACAGCCAUGAAAGGUUGCAGUUUGUGAAAGUGAGUGAAAGACUCACCUGAGCUGUAUGGAGGUCUUGGUGCCUGUUUGCAGUGGGCAUCCAGGUCCUCUGGUGUGCAGUGGCUCAUGAGAGAAAUUCCUGCGGAGACAUGAUCCUGCUGAGUGCUAAGGAUGGUGUACAGAGCAGAAUGGAAGGCGGUGAGGAAGAGGAAGAAGAGGUGUUGCUUCAGAGCAUGUCUGAGUUUGAUUGGAAGAGUGAUGCAGGCAUUUGGAAAGCAUUUUGAGAAUGGAAGAAAAAAAAAAA